Colletotrichum orchidophilum is the source of this 1218-nucleotide messenger RNA. RefSeq names its product WD domain-containing protein. NCBI's taxonomy places the organism in Eukaryota, Fungi, Ascomycota, Sordariomycetes, Glomerellales, Glomerellaceae. Gene Ontology annotation, molecular function: protein binding. The transcript has 3 exons. The coding region runs from base 1 to 1218 and encodes 405 amino acids. The record is from RefSeq and is a predicted model, not a curated record.
AUGGAGUCAUCCAACCAGGAGAACUUCUUCGAGACGGACACUCAGCAGGAGAAGCGCCAGCAACGUGCCAAAAAGGAGGGAAACCCCUUUGGCAACCCGUUGCGCAUGCCCUCCAAGCUUUUGGCUGUAAUCAAGGAUACCAAGUCGAACACCUCCGUCUUUGUGGCAGAGUCUGGAGGAAGGGUGUCGCGGGUGAACACCGAGACACGAACCAUCACAGCAAAAUACACCGGCCCCUCCGUCCCCGUAACGUGUCUCGCGACAGGCGGCACCUCCCACAACAUCCUCUUCGCCGGAAGCUGGGACAAGGCAGUCUGGUCCUGGGAUGUUGCGACGCGCAGACCGGGCCGCAAGUACGAGGGCCACUCAGACUUUGUCAAGGCCCUCGUCUGCGGCCGCCUCGGCGACAAGAACAUCCUCAUCAGCGGCGGUGCCGACAAAAAGAUCAUCGUCUGGGACGCCGACGCCGGCCGCAAGCUGCACGUCCUCCAGGACCCGACCACGACCAUGAUGUCGCUGCAGUCCCUCGCCAUCGACCCCGUCCUCAGCGGGGCCGACGAGAUCGUCCUCGUCAGCGGCAGCAGCGACCCGCAUAUCCGCCGGUGGAAGAUUACCCUGGACUCGUACGCGCAGCUCCCCUUUGACGCGGCUGCCAGAGAGAAGUCCGCAGCGGGAGAGGAGAAGCUCACGAUCCAGGAGCACGAGACGAGUGUGUACAAGGUCCUCUUCGACGUCACCGGCGACGAUGUCGACCUUUGGACCGCGAGCGCUGACGGCACGACCAAAUGUCUCCUUCGCGAAAAGGCCUUUUCCUCCGAGGACGCCUUUGAGCACGGCGACUUUGUCCGCGCCAUCGCGCUCACGGGCGACUGGGUCGUCACGGGCGGCAUCAACCAGCACAUCAAGGUCUGGGACCGGACUUCGGGGCAGUUGUACGCCCUCCUCGACGCGCACUUUGACGAGAUUACGGAUUUUGUCGUCCUGCGGGACCCGGCGGGCCGGUCCUCGGACGUGCUGUGCAGUGUCGGUAUUGACUGUACGCUGCGGACGUGGCCUCUUGACCGGAAGGGGCUGGACGCGGCAGUCGAGGAGAUCCGGGCUGCGGCGGAGGCUGUCGACGGACAGGAGGGGGAGGAGAAGCGGAAGGAGGAUGACAAGGAGCCUUUGAUGACGGCCGAGGAGGAAGCGGAGUUGGCUGCAUUGAUGGAAGAUGACUAG